Molecule: messenger RNA, 1302 nt
Organism: Zasmidium cellare ATCC 36951
Lineage: Eukaryota; Fungi; Ascomycota; Dothideomycetes; Mycosphaerellales; Mycosphaerellaceae
Exons: 3
Coding region: 1-1302 (433 amino acids)
Biological process (GO): regulation of transcription by RNA polymerase II
Cellular component (GO): nucleus
Molecular function (GO): RNA polymerase II cis-regulatory region sequence-specific DNA binding; DNA-binding transcription activator activity, RNA polymerase II-specific
Source: RefSeq, a predicted model, not a curated record
AUGGCAAGAUCAUUUGAACCACUAUUUGCCUAUCUGCCUCAAACGGGCGCGCAAAAAGCGUACUCCGAAGGCCAGGCUUAUACGGAACACUUCGACCACGCCCCUGCUCAAAACCACUCUGACCAUGACAACGGCAACGAUCGUCUAGUCAUCUGGGACGAGCUUCCAGAAAAAUCUGCUACCAAAAAGCUCAUUCAUCGUUUCUUCGACACGAUUGCUCGGCCUUACAAUAUCCUAGAUCGCGAACAUUUCUGGCGGCAAUAUGAGGCCAUGUGCUCAAACCCUCGUGCCGUGAAGGUGUGCUUCGUCAUAGAGGUGCUCAUGGUUGUGGGUCUCGCAAAUGCGACUUUCCCAGCCGAAGACCAGCCCUUGGGCGGCAAACGCACCGCGAACUGGUUAGCGCUCGCGUCAUCCGUGCCAGCCACUGCCAUGGACCUACGGGACUUCGACGUCGAGACAAUCAGGUUGUGGGCGCUGAUCAACUUAUAUCGCCAGACGCUUCGUGUCGAUGACGUCGCCGACUACGUGUACACUGCUUCGACCCUCCACGCGGGCAUUGUUGUUGGCCUCAACCACCCAGAUACUUGGUCCCAGGGUCUCAAGCGCUAUCAGCUCUGGGAGGCUUUAGUAGAGCUGAAUUUGCAGGCAUCUUUAAGCGCUGGCUUACCGCCAAGCCUUUCGCUCGGUGAUGCGUCACUAGCGCCUUUGGGAGACGAGGCUGAGACAUCUCCUUCGCCUGUAUUAUCAAAUGCUGACUUAACGGACGUGCUCCGCAGGUCGCGCUCUAUACGGCACAGGAUCAUCACACUCUUGAAUAGUGAGAUCCGUUUGCGGUACGAGACCAUUGCGAAGCUCGAUCUCGAACUGACCGAAACCAUGGGAACGUCGGUCGGCUCGGGGCCGACGGUGUCAGGCAAGGGUCUCAUCUUCUACUUCAGUGUCGUAUCUGCAUGCUACAGCAGGACGCUGGCGGCGCUGCACCGCCCUUUCUCACACACCAAUGCCCCAGCUCUCCACUACUCCAGGCGCUUAUCGGCGGCACUAGCGACGAAUCACCUACAAUCUCUGGACAGAAUUCAUUCGGCUGGCAGUGGAGAAGCUUUUGCCAGACUCAUGUCAGAGCGAGGCGGCACAUACAUUGCUGGGGUUUUCAACUCGCUCCUUGUUGUAUGCUCUGAGCUGUAUCGAAGGGCACCGAGCCACGUGAAUAUCAGCCAUCUCGACAUUUCAGGGCACGAGGAAGGACUCAUGUUGGGCAUUGUUGAGCAGUACUUGCAACACGCAAAUUCGAGCAGUCAUUAG